AUGAGCAAUGGUGCCACCCAGAUAGUGAAUCGAUUGGCAAGAGCCAGUCGAUGUUCUCGACUGGCCACGCCGUCUGCAGCAAAACGAUACCUGUCCUCCGCACCCCAGAGACGGUGGUCCACGCCGCUGGCGAAGACCAUCGCUGAUGUGAUAAAUACUGCCGGCCCGAUCUCCAUCGCUGCGUAUAUGCGACAAUGCCUCACAUCGCCCGAAGGCGGCUACUACACGUCGCGUGGUUCGACUGGGGUUGAAGUGUUCGGGAGAAAGGGAGACUUUGUCACGUCCCCGGAAAUUUCACAGAUGUUCGGUGAGCUUUUGGGUGUCUGGAUGGUGACGGAAUGGAUGGCCCAAGGGAGACGAAGCCGCGGUGUUCAACUGAUCGAGGUUGGCCCGGGAAGGGGCACUCUCAUGGCUGAUAUGCUUCGAUCUGUGCGAAAUUUCAAGAGUUUCUCCUCGAGUAUCGAGGCGGUUUACCUUGUGGAAGCGAGUCCUACUCUCCGGGAUAUACAAAAGCAGAUGCUAUGCGGGGAUGCACCGAUGGAAGAGAUUGAAGUAGGGUACCGGAGUACGAGCAAACAUCUGGGCGUCCCAGUUGUAUGGACAGAACAUAUUCGGUCACUCCCACAAGGUGAUAAUGAUGUACCUUUCAUAAUUGCUCACGAAUUUUUCGACGCUCUUCCAAUCCAUGCAUUUCAAUGCGUUGCAUCCCCUCCCUCCGAAACAAUAAUCACUCCGACCGGUCCUACUACGCUCCGUCAACCGCUCUCAUCUAGCCCAACACAAUGGAGGGAGCUAGUUGUGUCCGUUAAUCCCGCAUCGCAGAUGCACGCUGAAAAUCGUCUUGAAUUCCGUUUGUCCCUCGCAAAAACGUCAACUCCGGCUUCAAUGGUUAUGCCUGAAAUGUCUGAACGGUACAAGGCUCUGAAGUCUACCCGCGGAUCGACAAUUGAAAUUAGCCCCGAAAGUCAGGGAUAUGUACAGGAGUUUGCUCGCCGAAUUGGAGGGCAUUCAAAUAGCAAAAUCCCCACCACCCGGAAACCUGCUGGUGCUGCAUUGAUUUUGGAUUAUGGACCAUCGCAUUCAAUACCCGUCAACUCACUGCGCGGUAUUAAGGACCAUAAGCUAGUGUCUCCGUUCACCUCACCUGGUCAAGUCGACUUGAGCGCCGAUGUGGACUUCAUUGCUUUGGCCGACUCUGCGAUCAGUGCCAGUCCCGGCGUCGAAGUCCACGGACCCACGGAGCAAGGAAGCUUUUUGCACUCCCUGGGUAUAUCAGAAAGAGCAGCACAGUUAAUGAAACGCGCUGAAGAUGAGACUAAAAGGAAGAAUAUAGAAGCCGGAUGGAAGCGGCUAGUGGAGAGAGGGGGUGGAGGCAUGGGAAGAAUUUAUAAAGCUAUGGCCAUUAUACCUGAGGCAGGCGGGAUGAGAAGGCCUGUGGGAUUUGGUGGACAGGUUCCAGCCUAA
Coccidioides immitis RS is the source of this 1464-nucleotide messenger RNA. RefSeq lists its product as uncharacterized. Gene Ontology annotation, biological process: mitochondrial respiratory chain complex I assembly. The transcript has 4 exons. The record is from RefSeq and is a predicted model, not a curated record. The coding region runs from base 1 to 1464 and encodes 487 amino acids. Gene Ontology annotation, molecular function: protein-arginine omega-N symmetric methyltransferase activity. Gene Ontology annotation, cellular component: mitochondrion. Lineage: Eukaryota; Fungi; Ascomycota; Eurotiomycetes; Onygenales; Onygenaceae.